Molecule: messenger RNA, 2022 nt
Organism: Chilo suppressalis (striped riceborer)
Lineage: Eukaryota; Metazoa; Arthropoda; Insecta; Lepidoptera; Crambidae
Source: the annotation of a GenBank genome assembly
AUGGCGGAAAAAGUGAAGAAGAAGCCAUCUUUUUUCACCUUGAAAAGGUGGAACAGCCAAAAGAUUAGCAAUGGAGAGCCAUCGCCACCUGCGAUCACACAAUCUGCACCAAUUUACAAAAGCGUAAAUAAUCAAACUGCACAAACACCAAGCCCAUCUUCUGAACCAAAACCUAGGAAACUGUCAGCUGGAGGUAUACAGGACCUGGUACAAUGUCCGCUGUGUUUGGAGGUCCUCCAUAACGCGAAGAUGUUACCCUGCCAACACACAUUCUGUUUGGCCUGCCUCACUGUGUACAUUGCUGAUUUGCCAGUCAUCAACUGUCCGAUAUGCAACGCGAAGAUCCACGUGACCGGACCAAAUUACGUGAACAAUUUGCCGCCAAACCUCUACAUCGAUUCGUUGCUCCACCUAGUCGGUAUCAACAAAGGGCUUUCGAGUAACGAGAAAUCUGGUAGUCCAGCCGCUGUUACUCCACCUAUUCAACUUCCUGUAACUUCUGAGUCGGGUGUCGAAUUGUUUGCUGGAGGAACACGUUGCUCCCAUUGUAAGAGCAUGUGUGAUAGCCAUGAUGUGACCAGCUGCCAACACUGCAAAAUGAACUUCUGUCGGGUUUGCUGGUCCCAACAUUUAGAUGACAUGAGAACUCAAAUUGCCUCAAUUUUAAAACAGCUGGAUUCUGCCGCUGAUAGACUAGAACAUAAGAUUGAACAUUUCAAGGAUCGUUGCGAACGCAUCAUGGAACAAAUAAACAUUACUACCGAAGAAAAGAUCAACGCAAUUUUGGAAAAAAAGGAGCAAAUCACGAAUCAAAUUGCAGACUUGCAAAAAUCAGGGGACAUGUCUGCGCUAGCCUUAAAAUCGUCACUGGAAGAAGCCAGACACGUGGCUAUAAACAAAAUGACUGAGGAUUUCUCUGCUGAUGAUUCUGAGAAGGUGACGACAUUCAUUAAUUUGCAUCAAAACGCACUGCAUAUACUAUCAGACGUAUCUAAAUGGGAUAUCGAACAUUUCGUGUUCGACAAGGAGGGUUUUCGCAUAGAAAUCGACUCGGCAACUCCGUUGGACGCUGAGUCCGAGGACCCAGUGCCAGAGGGAGCGAAACAAAACAACCCGCUCGAGAGCGAAGAAAGCUUGACCAUUUAUUACAGAUCCCGGAACUUUGUCCCACACCACGUUUGGCGAAAAGCCUCCCGUCCCGGAGGUAUAGGGAUCAGUCCUUGGACCGGUCAUUUGUACGUGUGCGGAAUGGAUAUCCACAGCGUACUAGUAGUUGAACGCUCGCAAGCUAAGAUCAUUAGCAGGCUUACUCACGAAGACAUGCUGUGUCCUGUACAGAUUGCCUUCAUGAAGAGUCUAGGGGAGAUCUAUAUCACCGACAAAUGGAAGCACUGCGUCCACGUGUUCUCCAUGGAGGGCGAGUAUUUGCGGGCGAUCGGCCAGAAGGGUAGCCGGUACGGCAUGUUCCGCUCGCCUGAGGGCAUUGCAACGGAUAACGCGCAACACCAAAUUUACGUCGUCGACACUGGGAACGAUCGGGUGCAGAUUUUACAACCAGACGGCAAAUUCGUGGACCAGUUAGGCGUGAUAACAAAACAGCAGCCCACAAACACGCCCACACUUUGGAAGAACACAGAAGUGAGUUGUACCGAACUAAACGCACCGACAGACGUAGCGAUCACCGGUGACAAGGUCAUUAUUCUUGAUAGCGGAAAUAAGAGGGUGAAAAUCUACAACAAACAGAACAAGGGCAAAAUAUUAGAGUUCGGCGCCAUGGGCCAGGUGAAAGGUCAGUUCAGACAGCCCGAAGUCUUAACAGUGGAUCCUUUAGGUUUCAUAUUAGUCGGCGAUUCUGGCAACUGCAGGGUGCAAGUUUUCAAACAGAACGGCCAAUUAGUGCGAGUGUUCGGUGGUCUGGGCACGGAUCCAGGGAAAUUUGGAUGGAUAUCUGGCAUCCACGUGACGAAACAAUUAGACAUCAUCAUAAGCGAUACGAAAAAUCAUUGCGUGAGUUUCUUUUGA